Molecule: messenger RNA, 1461 nt
Organism: Caenorhabditis briggsae
Lineage: Eukaryota; Metazoa; Nematoda; Chromadorea; Rhabditida; Rhabditidae
Exons: 5
Coding region: 1-1461 (486 amino acids)
Biological process (GO): nucleosome assembly; DNA replication-dependent chromatin assembly
Cellular component (GO): CAF-1 complex; nucleus
Molecular function (GO): protein binding
Source: RefSeq, a predicted model, not a curated record
AUGGAUCACUUCAUGCCACAAAUAUUCUGGCAUGACCGGCAAGGACUCCUUUCCGUGGACCUGCACCAUUCCCUUCGAAGCGGGAACAAGUAUCGGCUCGUCACGGCGAGCGUUCAGAAGGAGGUCCGCGUCUGGGAAUUCGAAUUCGAAGUCGGCCUGGACCCGAAGACGCAGGAGCAGAAGCCACAGUUGACGGUCGGAUUCCUGGCGAACCUGGCCUUCCACAACCAGGCUAUAAAUCAAGUAAAAUUCAGCCCAAGCAAAGAGCAUGACCUGUUGGCGUCUGGAGACUGUGAAGGUCGGAUCACCGUCUGGAAGCUCAGCGAUCAGCCAGCGCCGCCACCACAGGACGAAAUGCCGACGAAUAAGGAGAAUUGGGUCAGGCACAAGGUGCUGAACCAUAACAGCGAUGUCAACGCGCUCUGUUGGAAUCCGGGAGGCACCCAGAUUGCCUCGGUAUCCAACGACCACACGCUGGCGGUGCACGAUGCGCUGACAGGCAAGCGUCUCUUCGUCGCAAGCAACUUCCGCUCUCCGAACGGCGUGUGCUGGGACCCAAUGGGCAAGUACAUUGCCACCAUGUCGCCAGAUCGUCGUAUGGAUCUUGUGGACGCCGUCAAAGGAACCCGCCUGAAGCACUUCUCGAGUGCCACCCUUCCGCCACGUGUGAUCCCUUCCGCCAACGGUGACCUUCAUCUGGAGGAGAAGGUUCACAAACUGUUUCACGACGACCAGCUCUUCAGUUUCCAGCGAGCCCUGUCGUUCAGUCCGAAUGGAGAGUACAUCGCUGCGCCGUGUGCACACUUGGAAUUGGGAUCAUCAGACUUAUAUGGAACGUACUUCUUCAAGAGAGAGGAUUUGGGAACGAAGGAUUUGCCCAAGGCCUUCUAUCCUGCACCAAAACCAACGUUCUUGGUUCGAUUCUCCCCCAUUACGUUCUCUCUGAUCCCUGGAACCAAGGAGAAUCACCUGGGACUGCCUUAUCGAUAUGUGUGGAUCUCGCUGAACAAAGAUGCCAUAUACUUCUAUGACUCCCAGCACAACUAUCCAGUCGCCGUGGUGGACAAUAUACAUUUGAACGCGCUGACGGAUGCCACGUUCAGCAGCGAUGGACGGGUGCUUGUGGUAUCGUCGCUCGAGGGAUACUGUAGCUUCGUGAGGAUCAAUAUAUCGGUGUGGGGAGAGAUCCAGACGGAAGUGGUGCCGACUUGCACAUCGCCAAUGCUGAUUGAGGAGAAGAAGCAGAAGAAGAGGAAAUCGAUGGUUGCUGGAGGAUCGGGGGAGCAGCCUGAGGUGGAGAAGAAGACGUCGCCGGUUGCACCGAAGACGCCGAAGACAGCGACUACACCGCUCACAAAGUUUUUCAAGAAGAAUUCAGAAGCGCCACAGCCUGUGGCAUCGUCAUCAGCGACGCCAUCAUCGUCGAAGAAGAGGAUUCAAUUGGUUUCACUGGAUCAGUGA